Messenger RNA from Hypoxylon fragiforme, 6492 nucleotides. RefSeq names its product phospholipase D. The record is from RefSeq and is a predicted model, not a curated record. Gene Ontology annotation, biological process: cell motility. The coding region runs from base 520 to 5955 and encodes 1811 amino acids. The transcript is spliced from 2 exons. Gene Ontology annotation, molecular function: catalytic activity. Lineage: Eukaryota; Fungi; Ascomycota; Sordariomycetes; Xylariales; Hypoxylaceae.
GUAGAAAUGAGAAAUGAGAAAUAAGGGAAACUAAAACGCGACUCGCUCCUUUUUCAAUAAUUCAAGUUCUAACCACUUCAGCUACUUACUACUACACUACAAGUUGUUGGUAGAACUACAUACUAGAAGAACCAGAUCAACUAGAACAGCUAGAACAAACACGUGUAUCUGGAGAGUUGGUUAACGUCAAAUUAUCUGAUGUGCGUCUAACGUACUGACACACUUACCUACUCACAAGCUAUUCACAAGAUAUUCGAACAUCCCAAUCAACCUCUCACCUCACCUUGUUUCGCCAAUCUCGUAUUUUGUCCAUGAAGAAUACUAUGCAAGUGAGAAGUGAGAAGUGAGAAGAAGGGCAUUGUUGGAUAUUAGGGACCUUUAGAUCAUCUAUCGAGCUGGCAGACUUGAGCAGACUAAAACACACUCAAGCCUGUAACGGAAACGUCGCUUCGUCUACCCUCCACCCCCCAUCCAUCAAUAUUCGACAUCCAGUGUCGAAUUACUCAAGUAACAAGUACCAUGUCCACUCCGGAUCAUGAUGACUCUGUUUCUCCUAUGACACAGAGUCCUCGUAAUUCGUCUUCUGUGCAUACACGACGCAACCCAUCAUCCUCCGCCCUCGAUCCCGCGAAUAAUCAGUUGCCCGCCCAUGACCUUCCCCUCCGUAAUAAUCCACCGACCAAUUCCUUCACGAGAUCCGACCCUGAACAGGCUGCCGAUUAUCUAUCAGCUGGCCUACCAUACGACAGUACCUCUCCUCUCAACAAUGGUGCGACUCCUACGUCUUUAAACCCUUCUGUAGCUGUACGAUCCCCAUCCCCCUUACGGAAUUCCGUGGUCCACGUAUCAGACAGGGAUGCCGCCGCCCUGGGGGAACCCCCCGCCUCGCCCGGUCGACGCAGCGUACAGUUUGCUCGUGCUGACGCCGUAGUUGACCCUGCACGCCAACAUGAUAGGCAUGGAUCAUGGGACGGGGGAGACCCGGGAAAUAUGUCUCGUAGCGAGAGGUGGAUCUCACGGUUAAAAUCGACUCUGGGCACUUCUGGGAACAUUCAGCCACCCAAAUCUCCUGGGCCCCUUGAACAGCCAUCCCAGUCAACCAGUGCCUCACCUGUUCCGGGCAGGCCUUAUCGCCUCCCGGAUACUCUGGAUGAAGAGGAGGGAAGCGAUGCUGACGUCGAAGCGAGUGCCGACGAAGAUAACGAAAGGGAGGUACCAAAGGGCAAGAGAAAGCGUAUGCGACGCCGUCUAAAGCACCUAGAAAUGUUUACCGCUCCGAGUUCCCCACGCCUCCCAGAUGAACUCGACCCUCCAGGCCCAAGCCGCUUAAAUACUAUGGUUAGGCGCUCAACCAUGCCCGAAGCUGCGGAGCAUCGUGGCGGCAUGUCCGAAGGGGAAGGCCGUGACCGUCUCGCUGGCCGAAGGCCUGCGUGGACACGCGGAAGCUCCUGGAUCGGGUCUCAAAGGACUGGCACUGAAGACGCUGAGAGCCCACAUGCACAACCUCGCACCCCUGGUCACCGGCGCCGCAUCUCCGAGAUGUUUGGCGCGGGUGGGGCAUCUGACGGGGAGUGGAUAACAACGCCGAGGCGGCCUUUCCUGAGCGCCGAUCGAGCCGCAACCUUUGGUGCCCAGAGGUGGAAGCAGGUAAAGCAAACCCUGAGAAUGUUAGGUAAGAGGAGGACGGAUCAAUUCGACUUUUACAAAUCAGCUGAACUCAUGGCUGAGCUACGGGCUGUGACGCCUGCAGUUGUCAUUCUCGCAAGUAUGUUGCAGAGGGACGAACAUGGGAAUAAGCGUAUACCUGUUCUCUUAGAGCAACUGAAUCUACGAGUCAUCGACAGUCGCCCGGAAGAUAGCACGAGUGAAAGACAUACCAUAUUUACAAUUGCUUUAGAAUAUGGCAGCGGGCUGAGUCGAAUGAGGUGGACUGUCACCCGUAGUGUAAGAGAGAUAUGGAAUAUUCAUUGGAAGUACAGGUUAUCUCUGAAGAACGACAUUUCUCUUCAGGCUACGGCAAACCAACGUCACCGCCCGAAGCAGCCGCGUUUUCCAAGAAAAGCAUUUCCAUAUCUCCGGACCUACCACAAACUGGAGGAGUCUGAUGAAGAAGAGAAGCCGCCUGGAACAAGGGCAGAUGACACAGUUGCCGAACUUACUGCAGGUGAAAUAACUGCAGCUGAAGGUACGGCUGCUGAAGGCACAGCUAGUGAGAAUGAUAGACGGCCGAAUCCCCAUAGGAAGAAAUCUCGCAUGAACACAUUCUUGCCACGCCGACAGUCAUCAGGAUUGGGAGAAAAUAACGAGACCUCCCUGGCGGGUGUGCAGAACUCGGCCGCUUUGAAGAAGAAGUAUAUUGAGAGGCAGAGAAAAACGCUGGAGAAGUAUUUGCAGGAGAUGGUCCACUGGCUCAUGUUCCGUGCUGAUAGUAAUCGCCUCUGCAAAUUCUUGGAGCUCUCUGCCCUCGGCGUUCGGCUAGCUGCCGAAGGCAGCUUUCACGGCAAGGAAUGCUACUUACAUAUACAAUCUACUAAAGGCAUCGACUUCCGACGAGUGCUCAGUCCUCAGAAAGUCAUAGCACGACACACUCGUAAAUGGUUUCUGGUCCGACAGAAUUAUAUUGCUGUCGUCGAGUCGCCGGCGACCAUGAACAUUUAUGAUGUCUACCUUGUAGACCCGCACUUCCGUGUCGUAUCUAAGAAGAAUAAGCUGAAACGGUUUGGCGCCAAACUGAAAGUUGAGACAGAGAAGCGGGGGGAAAAUGACGAUGGCCAGCUUACAGAUGAGGAAUCUCACGGCAAGCACCACACCCUCAAAUUUUAUUCCGUGGACCGAAAGAUCAAGCUGUUCUCUCGCAACCAGACAGUAUUGCGCCAGUUCGAAGAGUCUGUUGUUGAUAUGCUGAAGCAAACUCAGUGGCAUGAGCGACACAGAUUUGACAGCUUCGCACCUGUACGUCAAUCAUCAUUUGCCCAAUGGCUGGUUGAUGGACGAGACUACAUGUGGAAUGUUUCUCGUGCUAUAAGCAUGGCGCAGGAUGUGAUUUAUAUUCACGAUUGGUGGCUGAGUCCUGAGCUUUAUAUGCGGCGACCAGCGUGUAUCAGCCAAAAAUGGCGUUUAGAUCGAUUGCUCCAGAAGAAAGCCAGAGAGGGUGUCAAGGUUUUCAUUAUCAUCUACAGGAACGUAGAGCAGGCCAUACCGAUAGACUCCGAGUACACAAAAUUCUCGCUCCUUAACCUACACGACAACAUCUUGGUCCUCAGAUCGCCGAAUCAGCUCAAGAAAAACCAAUUCUUCUACGCCCAUCAUGAGAAAGUCUGCAUUGUAGACCACGAUGUUGCCUUUCUUGGUGGGAUCGAUCUCUGCUUUGGUCGGUGGGAUAACCCACAGCACCCCAUCACGGACGAUCGACCAACAGGCAUGGAGCCAGAUGGCGAUAGGCCUCGAGAUGCAGAGCACUGUCAGCUCUUCCCCGGCAAGGAUUACUCAAAUCCUCGCGUCCUGGACUUUUUCAAACUCAACGAGCCUUACGAAGAGAUGUACGACAGAAGUAAGGUUCCUAGGAUGCCGUGGCAUGAUAUUGCGAUGCAAGUCGUUGGCCAACCAGCGCGUGAUCUUACUCGCCACUUUGUACAGCGAUGGAAUUAUCUACGACGUGAACGUAAACCUACUCGGCCAACUCCUUUCUUACUCCCCCCACCGGAUGCCACCCCCGCUGACCUCGAAGCUCUGGGGUUGUCCGGAACUUGCGAAGUACAAAUCUUACGUUCGGCUGGUGAUUGGUCUUUGGGCUAUCCAAAGGAAUUAAGAGAGCAUAGUAUCCAAUCCGCAUACGUGAAACUUAUUGAAGAAUCUGAUCACUUUGUUUAUAUGGAGAAUCAAUUCUUCAUUACAAGCACUGAGACAAUGAACACACGAGUAGUCAAUCGUAUUGGUGAUGCUCUCGUGGAACGCAUCAUCAGGGCACACGAGAAAGACGAGGAUUGGCGGUGCUGCAUUCUGAUCCCCCUUAUGCCAGGUUUCCAGAAUACGGUGGACCAGGCUGAGGGAAGUAGUGUGCGUUUGAUCAUGCAAUUCCAAUACCGAAGCAUCUGCCGGGGACCGAACUCAAUCUUCGGACGUUUGCAAGCAGUGGGAAUAGAACCCGAAGAUUAUAUCUCGUUCUUUAGUUUGAGGCAAUGGGGCCGCAUCGGGACUCACAACCAGAUUGUCACAGAGCAGUUGUAUAUUCACGCUAAGACUAUCAUUGUGGAUGACCGCGUUGCUUUGAUAGGAUCGGCUAAUAUCAACGAACGUUCGAUGUUGGGAAAUCGGGACUCCGAAGUCGCUGCCAUUGUUCGAGACUCCGACAUGAUGUGGUCGACAAUGGCGGGCAAGGCAUACCGGGUUGGCCGAUUUGCUCACACCCUCCGCAUGCGGCUGAUGAGGGAGCAUCUCGGGUUAGAUGUAGACCAGAUCACAGAGGAAGAGAGGCAGGCGGAGCAGACCGCUGAUAUCCGCUUUGAGGCCGACAUGACCGACAUCUAUGCUUCAGGUGAUGAAAGCCCGACCGGAGAGACAUCCCGGCGUGCAAAACGGAGGACUUUCCUCCAUGGAGUUAGUUAUAAUCAUGACAUCGAUCUCACAGCAGAAGAGGAACAAGUCGAGAACCAUGGGACUUCGUCUUCGUCGGCUUCCGUCUCUUCUAAUUCAAGAGCUCCAUCACCAGAGCGUGACCCACGAGUCCUGGGUAAUGAAGACCAUAACCGAGACGUCGAAGGCUAUGGCCCAGAUAAUUGGAAAGCAGCACAAGCUAAAGGGGCAGAUCUCGGAAGCGACUCCGUCGUCAUGAAUGGGCGCGAAGUUCUUCUGCAUAGAGAUAGAGUUGGUCGUUCCGAUAGCCGUAGAGAGGAUGCUAAGGCGGGCGGGCCACAUCGGGAGUCGUCUUCCAAGCGAUCAUCGCAGCGUGACGGUGGCAAAGGAAAUGACGAACUGCCUCCACCCCAAGCGAAUUCAGCAGCUAGAUCCCAGCUGCCAUAUCCUGUACAGCUUCCAUCCUUACCGGUACAGGAUGACACUGAUAUAGGUGGUCCUCCAAUGCGCCUAGACGAGUCUGGAAAACCUACAAACGAGCCCCUGAACCCCUUAGUAUCGGAUAUUAUACCUGCUAGAAUUGACAAUGAUUGUAUGCGAGAUCCUGUCAUUCCUGCUUUCUGGGAUGACGUAUGGAUGAGGGUGGCAUGUAACAACACGAAGCUUUACCGACGGGUGUUUCGAUGUAUGCCUGACAAUGAGGUCACUACGUGGAAAGAAUAUAAUGAGUUCGAGGACUAUGCACGCCGAUUUAAGGACAGUAUGGUAGGUCCGAAGAAUGAAGAGUCGGAAACUACACAGGAAGCCCCAAUGUCCGAGCAGCUCCAAACGGAUCAGCACACGGAACGAAAUCCAAAGGUGGUAGUAUCUAAUGGAACUGAGAACAAGCUGAACGAAAAGGCGUCAUUGUUUGAGAAUAGCCAAACUCCAGAAAAGGGGGAACCAGAUCUAGGCAUCGACACGGAGAGGGUCCGUACGAAGAAUUCGGUUGAGCAACCUUCGCCUGUACAACCUGCCGGAGAUAUCCCUUUCCCAUCAUAUGAUGGCCAGGUUGAUGCUGCGCAUCUUGAUCCUCAGAGCGAGAAGCGGGACCGUAGAGCGACGUUCUCCUCGUGCGAAAAGUCGGCGCCAGAAUCUGGCAGCAACACCAAUCCAUACAACCACAAUUCAACAAGACGUCGGCGAAGAUCUAACACCAAGAGCAGCCAGCGUAAACCCGUAUUCCCGUUCGAGCUUAUCGGCCGUGACGAAGCCGAGGAAUUGUGUGGAAUGAUGCAAGGCACACUAGUUCAAUUCCCCUACAAUUGGCUCGAGGCUGAGGAAAAGGACAACCACUGGCUGUACCAGGCUGACCUCCUGGCGCCCAAGGAAAUCUAUGACUAAACCUGCGUACCUUUCUCACCUGAUACAUAUAUACAUAUAUAUAUAUAUAUACAUAUGCCUAUAUACCUCGUAUGCUAGCGAAGGCUACUACCACUUUUACAACACCAUAAAUUCUAUCGGAGUACCGGCAAUCGCAUAAAACAUAACGGAGGCAGGCCAAGGAAUCAUCACCGUCUCUUUUUCGUUUGGGUAUUCCAUAUGCGAUCUUUAUUCUUCUUGUAUUAGACUAGGUGGGAAAUACGCAUGUUUGUAUCACAUGCAUCAUCUCUUUUUCUUAUCGAGUAAAGUCGAGCCGAGCUGAGCUGAGUCAGUGGUGGUAUUCGUAUUUGGUAUUCGUAUUUUUAUAUACACACAUAAAUAGGUAACUAAUCAACCGGCGUUAUAGCGGUUAGUUAGAUGGUUGAACCAAAAUGGGCCCAUCCAUGUGCUCAGUUAGUGCCUGGGUAUAGCAUACAUAGGUAGAAUAAAUUGAUCUGUUGGCGUGCUGUACGAGACUACCUACCUAGUAGUUAUGAAAGGAGAAGAUUCAGGUUUCUA